This is a messenger RNA of Diversispora eburnea, 321 nucleotides long. The record is from the annotation of a GenBank genome assembly. Lineage: Eukaryota; Fungi; Glomeromycota; Glomeromycetes; Diversisporales; Diversisporaceae.
AUGUUAGAUGAAAGAAUGAUGCGAUAUGUAAAGCUUUCUAAAAGGCAUAAUCCCAUAUAUUCGUGUCCUCUGUAUAAUACCCAAGAAGAUUUGACAAUUUUAUCACAUUCAACGGCCAUAUUUCAAAAGUUUGAAACAGCAUUUAAAUCAUUUUUUUAUGAUAAUUCAUCACCACCUUCCAAUCUUCCAUUGAUCAAUUUUUCUGAAUUACAAGAGAUAUUUAAUAACCUAUCUAUAAUACAACGAGCUGAAAUUCAUACCAGAUUAAAAAAUACAUUCGAUCAAGUGGUCUUCGGUUUGAAAUCAAACUUGUCAAAGUAA